Prunus armeniaca (apricot) is the source of this 567-nucleotide messenger RNA. The record is from the annotation of a GenBank genome assembly. NCBI's taxonomy places the organism in Eukaryota, Viridiplantae, Streptophyta, Magnoliopsida, Rosales, Rosaceae.
AUGACCAGCUGCAUCGAUGUUGCGACUGAGCAACUCUGCUACAUCCCCUGCAACUUUUGCAAUAUUGUUCUCGCGGUGAGUGUUCCAUGCAGCAGCCUAUUCGACAUUGUGACAGUUCGAUGCGGGCACUGCACCAAUUUAUGGUCCGUGAACAUGGCCGCUGCCUUUCAGUCACUGUCCUGGCCAGAUGUCCAGGCACAAAACUACAACUAUAACGCGCAGAAUUACCGGAUGGAGUCAGGUUCCUCAUCCAAAUGCAACAAGAAGAUUGCAACCAGAGACCCCACUGCAGAUCAUGUCACUGAGGAAAGGGGUGUGAACCGACCUCCCGAGAAGAGGCAACGUGUACCUUCUGCAUAUAACCAGUUCAUAAAGGAGGAAAUUCAGAGGAUCAAGGCCAAUAAUCCAGAUAUUAGCCAUAGAGAGGCUUUCAGCACUGCUGCCAAAAACUGGGCGCACUUCCCUCACAUUCAUUUUGGGCUGAUGUUGGAGACUAACAAUCAGCCUAAGCUGGACAAUGACUCUGAGAAACAUCUUAUGUCAAGGGCUGCACUGCUGAAUAAAUGA